AGCUAAUGUUACAAGAAAUUUUCACAAGACAAACCGGGAAUAUAAAAAAUGUAAACAAAUAUGUUUGAGAUAGGAAAUUAUGUUUCUCUUAUUAUCACAGCAAUUCUUUGGGGAGUUACUAAUGUUUUGAUCAAAAAUGGUUCCAAAGGAAUAAACAAAGUGAAAUCUGACAGCAAAAUCAACCAAAUUCUUUUAGAAAUAAAAUUCUUAUUUUUAAAUUGGAAGUAUCUGCUUCCAUUUGUAAUAAAUCAAAUUGGAUCACUGCUGUAUGUGUAUGCUCUUCAAAAAAAUAAUCUGUCGAUUGCUGUCAUUGUCACAAAUUCUCUUACUUUGCUAAUAACUUCGAUAACAUCGCUUAUCGUUGAAAAGAAAGUUAUAAGUUAUCGUAUAUUUAUUGGAGCAAUGCUGAUAACUUUCGGAUCCUCUAUUUGUGUCAUUAGUUCACAAUCCUGAUAAUGUUUUAAACAUUAAAAUAAAGAUUAUAAAAAU
Clunio marinus is the source of this 489-nucleotide messenger RNA. NCBI's taxonomy places the organism in Eukaryota, Metazoa, Arthropoda, Insecta, Diptera, Chironomidae. The record is from the annotation of a GenBank genome assembly.